UGCGUUUUACAGCACUAUCACUUGCUCUGCGUUCUUUUCACGUCCGUAAAAUGUAAAACAGAAGCUGCAUUUAAUUGCAUUUAUCGCGACGCAGUCCAAUCAAAAACCAAUUUCUAGUGCAAUCGUGUAGUGAAUCAACAUCCAUACCCAUGUUAACCGAAGCGCUCAUGGCCAGCGACAACAUAAUGGACGAACUAGCAUCUUUGAUCCGUACCGAAAUUCCCGAUGGCCGCCAGAGUCUACGCGACAGCUACACGAAUCUCGAGCGUGUGGCCGACUACUGCGAGGACACCUACUAUCGUGCUGACAAUAAAAAGGCUGCACUUGAGGCCACCAAGAACUACACCACUCAGUCGCUGGCCAGUGUCGCGUAUCAGAUCAACACUCUUGCCUACAGCUACAUGCAGCUGUUGGAUUUGCAGGCGCAGCAGCUCAGCGAAAUGGAGUCGCAGAUGAACCACAUCGCUCAAACCGUGCACAUACAUAAGGAGAAGGUAGCCAGACGGGAGAUUGGUGUGCUCACGGCCAAUAAGGUGAGCUCACGCCAGUUCAAGAUUGUGGCGCCCAUUAAUCCCGAGAAGCCCAUCAAGUAUGUGCGCAAGCCCAUCGACUAUUCCAUACUGGAUGAGAUUGGACAUGGGAUAAAUUCCUCCAAUCAGCAUGUAGUGCGGCAGAAGCACCGCGGUUCGAGUCAUGGUUCUGUUCAAUCUCUGGUGCCGUCAUCGGUGGGUCCGCCGCCCACCACGAAGCCACCGACACCACCACAAAUGUCGCGUGCCGGCAACACGGGCACUCUGGGCAAAUCGGUCAGCAACACUGGAACACUUGGCAAGAGUUCGCGGGAGUACCGCACGCCUCCAGUGGUAAAUCCACCGCAAGUGCCCUCACACUAUGCUCCCAACUAUCCAAUUGGACAUCCCAAGCGCAUGUCAACGGCCUCGUCCACCACAACCACCACCACUGGUGGCGGUGCAGCGGGCAAUGAGCGCGCCGCCGGCUACAGUGCGCUGCCCAUGCCGCCUAGCCAGCAGAUUGCCACGCACGUAAAUCUGCCCUCGGCUGGCAUGAUGCAGUCGCUGCCACCGCCGCCGCCUACCACCUACGACGACAGGAGCAGCAUGCCGCCAGCGCCUCCCUCGCCGUUGACCGUCUCGCAGCACGAGAUGACCGAACAGAGUCACAUUGGCAUGCACACCCUGGGUCGCAACAUCAAUAGGAAUCCGAAUAGAAAUCAUUUCAGCUUGAACUUCGCUCGCCCUGGAUCGCAGUCGCCGCCGUUGCCACCACCGCCGCCGCCAGAGGAUGAGCACCAAGACUUUGGGCGACCACGCACUUCAACGGGCCCACAAUUGGCCCCAAUUGUGCCGGAGGAUCAGAACUUACCUGGCUGGGUGCCCAAAAACUACAUUGAAAAGGUGGUGGCUAUUUAUGAUUAUUAUGCUGACAAGGAUGACGAGCUCAGCUUCCAGGAGAGUUCCGUUCUGUAUGUGCUGAAGAAGAAUGACGAUGGCUGGUGGGAGGGAGUUAUGGAUGGUGUAACCGGUCUGUUCCCGGGAAAUUAUGUCGAGCCCUGUGUCUAAGCACUGCCAACGGAAUUAACAAUAACAAUAAUAUGCAUUAUAACGCAAACGAUAAGAAUUGCGCAUAUUGAUAAUGAUAGUUAUACAACUACAGCCGCAGCGUACGCUCCAAAAGUAUUCCACUAGCAUAAACGGAAUGGCAACUGGUUACAUAUAGUUGAAUAUGUACAAGUGGUCAACAAACUCUCACACACACAGACACACACACACACGCAUACAUGCAUAAACACACACGCACGCACACUCCAGCAACAAUUGUCAGAGCAUUUAUAUGAGCGCGCUCGCUAUUUUCUACAUAAAGUAAACUAACUAUAAACUAA
Drosophila arizonae is the source of this 1900-nucleotide messenger RNA. RefSeq names its product tyrosine kinase Abl (gene Abi). Lineage: Eukaryota; Metazoa; Arthropoda; Insecta; Diptera; Drosophilidae. Gene Ontology annotation, biological process: neuron migration. Gene Ontology annotation, molecular function: signaling adaptor activity; SH3 domain binding. The record is from RefSeq and is a predicted model, not a curated record. Gene Ontology annotation, cellular component: actin-based cell projection; SCAR complex; lamellipodium.